CGAUACCACACACGGUGGACACCGACACAGCAUAUACCUGUUCAGGAAACUAGGUAGCUCAUAGUUACCGUGUUCUGGUAGGUAAUAUGUGGCGUGGUUGAGUUGCUGCAAUAUGUCGCUCCAAAGCCGUUAUUUUGCGAGUCCGAACCCAACUGAGAAAUGAGGGUUACCUCGACUGAAUGAACGCAACAUUGACUACGUUGUCGCUUCCUUGCUCCGAACAAUGGCGAGCCGAGCAUCACUGCCAGUCAUCGACAUUGCACCCUACCUUGAUCCUUGUUCGACACCUGCUCAACGAGCAGCUACGGCUACCGCCGUCGACAGCGCCUGUCGAGAUUUUGGGUUCUUUUACCUCAUCGGACAUGGAGUUCCUGAGGAGCUGCGGCAGGAAAUGCUCCGCCUAGGCCAUGAGUUCUUUUCAUUACCACAGGCUGAGAAAGAUGAGAUUUCCAUCUUCAACAGCAUGGACCGCGUACGCGGAUACGCUCGACUGGGUGAAAAUGUUACCUCGGGGAAGAGAGAUGUCCUCGAAGGAUAUGAUAUUUACCGAGAGUAUCCGAACCCAUCCAAAGACAUGCUGCGCGGUGCUCAAAUUUGGCCUUCAAAGCCGGCUACAUUGAGAUCAACAGUCCUAGAAUACGUGGAAAGGUUGAUACCUGUUGGACAGGCCUUAAUGCGAGCUAUGGGCGAUGGUCUAGGAAUACCGAAUGGCGCAGAAGCUUUCGAGGAGAUCGUGAGGGAUCCCUUCUGGGGACUGAAAUUCAACGGGUACCCAUCUUUGUCGACUCCCGACAUUGCUGAGCAAGAGAAAGGGAUCUCUUGUGGAGAGCACACGGAUUAUGGGGGUUUGACAUUCCUCCUUGCUGAUGAUCAUAUCAAGUCGGCCUUGGAGGUCGAAGACAAGAGCGGCGACUGGAUCAAAGCUGACCCGAUUCCUGGUGCUUAUGUUGUCAAUAUUGGUGACAUGGUCAAUGUUUUAACAAGUAACCGGUAUACUGCCACAGUCCAUCGAGUCAUCCACCGAGGCAGUGUACCGCGAGUCUCAAUUCCUUUCUUUUUCGAGCCCUCAUUUGCGACCAUGGUCAAACCAUUGCAAGGCUGUGCUGAGGGAAAUGUCCUUCCCAAGGCCUCGGUCAAUUACUACGAGCAUAUGUGCCAUAUGCUGUAUGAUGGACGAUUUGUAGAGUCUGGGAAGGAAGUAGAGAAAGUACUUGUCAACGUGAUAUCACUGAAGGGUUGAGGUAGUUGUUUGACCUGUUCGAUAACCGCCAAGUCGGAAGCUCUUCAAUGCAGGAAUGUCAAGGCCGGGCCAUGUUUCGGCUGCUUGUGUUUUCCAGAAGGCAGGAAGCGUAAUUGCAAGGCUAGUGAGGCCGAGUGUAUAGGGUCCACUGCAGGAUUCGUGCUGUAAUAACAAUGAAUAAAGCGUGCUAAGUUAG
Exophiala xenobiotica is the source of this 1436-nucleotide messenger RNA. RefSeq lists its product as uncharacterized. Bases 224 to 1240 code for a protein of 338 amino acids. The record is from RefSeq and is a predicted model, not a curated record. Gene Ontology annotation, molecular function: dioxygenase activity. The transcript has 3 exons. NCBI's taxonomy places the organism in Eukaryota, Fungi, Ascomycota, Eurotiomycetes, Chaetothyriales, Herpotrichiellaceae.